This is a messenger RNA of Phytophthora sojae, 354 nucleotides long. RefSeq lists its product as hypothetical. Bases 1 to 354 code for a protein of 117 amino acids. NCBI's taxonomy places the organism in Eukaryota, Oomycota, Peronosporomycetes, Peronosporales, Peronosporaceae. The record is from RefSeq and is a predicted model, not a curated record. The transcript has 2 exons.
AUGGCGAAGCACCCUCUGGCUGGCUAUACUAUCGAGGCCUGGCGGAGCUACCUGGACGUGUUCAAUAAGCGGCUGCUGCUGCGUCAAGCAAGUAAAAUUGACGAGCUCUCGGUAUUCAGAGAGGCCUACGGGGAUCGCGGGUUGGCAACAACGCUUCUGAGGGCAAACGGUAGCAGAGAAGCGCGGAGUAGAGCCAACGUUUUGCAGCGGGCGCAGUUUAAGGACUGGUCAGAGAAACGUGUGCGCCCCGAGGACGUUCUCACGAAACUUUACAAGGUGGACCGGAUUACUAGCGACGACAACAUGGUUGUGGACGCGUAUAUAAAGUGGCUUGCAAACGAAGCCAAGAAGUAG